AUGGAGAGGACAGGCAUUUUGAUGCUGCCCUGGCCAGUGAUGAUGUUGACUAACACGGACGAAGGAAUGGAUCUGUCCGACACGAAGACCAGCCUGAGUUCCCGAGUCAAUGGGCGUGUGGUGCCGAAGAAAGUGUCCUGUCCAUAUGGCUAUCACAUUGACCUGGACUUUGUGAGGUAUUGCGAAGCCCUAUCGAGCGGAGCUUAUCUCAAGCAAUUACGCAAGAUAAAGAAGUACAAACGGAAACAGCGCCGUUCCCUCGAGGUCAUGCUUGGCCAUGUUCCAGACUCUCCAAGCCAUGAGGCCGUCCAAAGGAAAUUCAGUCUUCCUGAUAUGACAAUCCCAAAAUGGACCCCUUCUUUGGUUCCCAAGCACCCUCCUCCUGAUAUCUUGAGCACUCCAGAGGUCCUUCAAGAUGCCCUCAAGGAUGCCAUGCUGGACUUUGAAGAGACCUAUGAACGUUCCCAGCAGAGCAGUCGAGAGAAUUCUCUCAAUCGCUCCAAGGCUGUUCCCCCCUCUUUGGAUCUGCUGUCUUCAACCCACCCACAAACAGAGAAAGGAAGGUUGGGACUAUUGGGCUCCAACACAUCGCUAGACAGCAUCACAUCACCCUCUGAUGAUGAAAAGGCAAUUAAAGAGCUAGGAGAGAGAAAUUCCAAUAAAAUCCCUGACUCAGAUGUUGAUGGUGAAAUUGAUCGGGCAAGUGUGGUAUCUUUUGCUUCAUCUGGUGUGAGUCAAGGAAUGCUCCAGGGGAUUCGGGAGCAGAUGGCAAACAGUCUAAGAAGAACCAAAGAAUUAGAGGAGCAAGUGAAAUCAAUCCCAGUACUCCACGUCCAGUUGUCUGUCUUGAGGGAGGAGAGACGUCAACUCUUCCUUCAACUUCAGAAACUAAAGAAGCAUCAAAGUUGGUUCCCAGGUGAGCAGAAGGAGAAGAAGAAGUUGGAGAAGACCGAGGUAAAGCCAUGUGAGAAAGAGUCAUUGUCUCUGGAAAGGAUGGGUUCCUUACGAAGAAAACAGAAGGAGGAUGGAAAAGGACUGAGGGAUGUGGGGACAACAUGCAGUGUGUUGACCCGUGACGUUGGGGUGUCUCAUGUGGGUCCAUCGGUGAAGACACGAGGGACGCUCACUCUUGGCCUCCCUCAAGGGCAAGAACCUGAGAAAAAGAGAGAAGUGAAGAGCAAGCCAUGUCUCAAGUGUUUCCAGAGAUCCCAGGUGAAGAUGAUGUCUGUCGAAACCAUGACUGAUGAAGAGAAACCUAAGCAGUCUCGUUAUGAGACACUCAUCAGACAACUCAGUGAGAGCUCCACAGUCACACGAAUGAAUCAGACUCAGGACCAUCCCCCUCCCAUCGCAGUUGACAACUCCACCAACACUGUAGCAGUACGGACAAGGACAAGGAGUACAAACACAUUGGAAGACAUCUUGAGCGUCCAAGAGCAUGAAGCUCUGAUCCGCGAGAGUGCUGAUAGACUGGCAGAGGAAUUUGCUCUCCUCAAGAGGUCUCAGGUGAAGGAGACUCGUGUCGUGGGAGUCCAGACCAUAUACACGGAAGAAGAGACCAAACCGUUCUUUUCCAGUCGGGGCCUGCAGACAGAUCUCACUGGAGAUGCUAUCAGUAGCUUGGAACACGAUGUGGAAUCUAUGUCAUGUCUCCUUGAUAAGAAAACCUUAGAUCAGAAUUCUUGUGAGGAAGUGAGAACUGAUGACUUUGGGGUUCAGGUAUGCAUGGAAGCCAGCUGGGAAAACAUGCCUUUAAGAAGAAGCAUUGGAACAGGAGAAGAAUCCAUUUACACUCUUCCCCCCUGUCCCAAGUGCAUGGCUGCUAGUCUUCGCACCCGAGACAUUUCCGUUGGAACAGAAGAAAAUUCCAUGCUCCUUGUGAGACCAUCAUGCACCACAAACACAUCCUCUCAGACAGAUCCUUUGGAAGCAGUGUCAAAGAAGGAAAAAAGUGUUGAAGAGAAGGGCAUCAAUACAGAGGCAGAGUCAGGCGAGAAGGGAUUGGUGCAUGCAUGCGAUAAGUGUCAGGGGCAGAUCAAAAGUGCAGUGGAGGAUAUGUUAAAGACUAAAGGACCAGGAUCAAGUCCACAGCAACUGCCACCUGUCCCAAGUUCCCGCAUUCCAAGGCCAACAGGAGAGUCAAAGAUCCCCCAGCGUUCCCCUCACUCCAUCCGCAAGGCACCUGAAGUCCCACCAAGACUGAAGAAGAGUGGAUUCAUGCAACGUACUGCAAGCCAGCGUUCCCCAUCGGCUGAGCGGCGUUCCACUGCCGGAGUGGUCCGGUCAGCCAGUUCAGAUCGCGUUCGCCCUAACAAUGUUGGUCGUGUUCAGCGUUCUUCCAGUGCCGAAGGGCUUGGUGAGAGAUCCCAGGAUGUUGGAAAAGCGAAAGUGAGAGCAGAGAGGAGUGAAGUUCUAGGAGGAAGGGAAGCAUGUGGCAUUGUAAACAAGGCAUUUGAAGAUUUGACCUCUGGGAAAUCCUUGCAGUGGAUUGAUGUGUCAUGUGUUGAUGACAGCGUGGUGCAUGUUGGGAGCAGGGAAGAGAGUGGAUCCGAGAGUGAUUCGGAGUUCGAUCCUCAUUCCCCUCGUCUCUUCAGACCCAUUCAUCCGAGUGGAGAGUUGCUCCCAAGGGGUCCCAGGAAAGAGCCUAGCAAGGAGCUCAUGGGGGCAUUGAAGGUACUGAAAGAUUCCAUGACCCGCCCUGGCAAGACGUCUUCAUCGGCACUUUCCACCCCCCUGUCUGUCAUUCAGAGGGAGUGGUUUCAGGUUGCUGGAAGAAAAGAUUCAGACCCUCACUCAGUUGAGGACUACAUGGAUGUGUUUGAAGAGGUGUCUCAUGAAGUCUUGCGACGUAUUGUUAACCUCAUUGAUCCCAGUGGAAACACUGUCAUGCACUAUGCAGUAUCUUAUGGGAACUUUGACCUUGUCUCAGUGCUCCUUGACUCCAAAGUUUGUGAUGUGAAUAUUCAGAACAAGGCUGGGUACACCUGUCUCAUGUUGGUUGCACUUGCACGCCUAGACUCUGAUGCUCACGGCCAUGUGGUUCGUCGUCUCUUUAGUCUUGGGGAUGUCAACAUCAAAGCCAGCCAGCAUGGGCAAACAGCCCUAAUGCUGGCAGUGAGUCAUGGUCGCCUGGAUAUGGUUCGAUUGCUCAUUGAUGCUGGAGCAGAUUUGAACAUCCAAGAUGCUGAUGGGAGCACUGCACUAAUGUGUGCCUCUGAACAUGGACACUUGGACAUCGUGCGUUACAUCCUGGCACAGCCGGACUGUGACGCAUCCAUGGUUGACAGUGAUGGAAGCACAGCCCUUCAGAUAGCAAUGGAUGCAGGCCACAAGGACAUUGGGGUCCUCUUAUAUGCCCACAUGAACUUCUCUCGAGGAAACUCGCCAUAUUCUUCUCUGCGAAUGAGGCGGUCAAGAGGAGGCCAGAUUCCAGGAAGGAGUGCCAUCACACCACCUCCAAGGACUCCACCCCCUGCAAGCCCUUCCCCAUCACGAAAAUCCACUAACACCACCAGGGAUGGAGAAUGGGGAAUCUUUGUCCUGACUGUCAUCAUCAUCAUCAUCUUCCAAUAUCACUUCCAGAUACACCACUUUUGCAUUGAAGCGACUGAAGGAGUUAUCCAGGCACAAGCCAUAAGAUACAAGAUGAAAGGGGAUUUAAAUCUCACCCCUGAACAGAAAGAGGAACAUGUUAGAGAACUGAGGGAAAAAUAUGAGGAACAGAUGAAAAAAAAACCCCUCAGGGCACCCUUGCUCCAGUUGCUGAUGAAUCCCCCUCGGGAAUCCAUUGGAGUGGACACAAGAUUUGCAAUCUUUCGCCUUCUUGACAUCAACAAGUACGACUACUAUGACACCCCAGAUGGCCAUGACUUGAUGGAGAAGCUCAAAUUCUGCUCGAGAUACUCCUUUGCUGCUGGUGCAACAGCUGGGAUGUACAAUGCACUGAUGUAUGCUCGUCCCAAAACACGUUUUGAGGGUCUGCUUGCAUUUACACGAGGCUUCAUCCCUUUUGCUGCUAUUGGCCCACUGUAUGCCUCCACUGUUUAUGUCUCUACCAAUAUGAGGGAGAAGGAUGACCAGUGGAAUCACUUCUUUGGGGGUCUCAGCAUUGGUGCUCUAUACACAGCAAAAUUGAAGCUGCCAUUUUCAGGUGCAGUCAUCGGUCUCCUGUUAGGGUUCGUUGCAGCACUUCAAAAGGAUAUGAAGAUGCAUGGAGGUUUCUUGGUCCUCCCCAACACGCAUUUCAGGCCUGAAGUUGCUGUGUUUGGUUCUACCAUGGACUACUCGACAAAACCCUCGUUUGAUGAGGAACGUGGCAAAGACCGUACUUGGAGUGACAUCCAGUGAUCUGUCUUCUGUUGCUUUCCUCUAGUCUUGUAGUAAUUAUUCUUUUUCCUGAUGUAAGUUAGAGGAAUACUCCACUCUGAUAGCAAGAGAGGCAAAACAGAGGGGACUUGACAUGAGAUAGCUGGGUCUCACUUAGCUCAACUACAGUCAUCCAAGCCCCUGUAAGCAAGAAAAGAGGAGACCUCAAUUGAACUGUAAGAUCACUGCACUAAUCUACCACCUUGCUCUCAUUCCUUCUUAACCCUUUUCCUGGCCGGGAUAUCAGAACACUUUGAGGAUGUCAAUGUAAAACUACACUGACACUAGGGAAAGGGUUAAUGCACUUUGAAGGAGGGAGAACUUCUGGCAGCUCUGUAUCAGUGUGCCAUUAUUGUACUCCAUGCUAACUCUUGAAUUCCUCCUUUCAUUUGAUUUUUUUUGCAUCCACUUUGAACAUCUGUAAUGCUUCAGUAUAUUAUUUGAAUACUGUUAAUUCUUCAUCUUGUCUACUUCUGUUCAGUGAUGUUUCAUUUGAUGGUCCACCUUGUAAUGUGGCACUCAUCUUUGAUCCUGUAUUGAUUCCAGCAUUGGAUUAGUGAACAAAAUAAUUGACAGACCUGCAUUUUCAGACAUCCUUACUCUUCUAUGCUCAUGGGCCAUUCUGAUUGGGGAUUUAACUAGAAAUUUUAAAAUGUGGAAACUGAUUCAAUAAGGACCCAACUGAGUUUGGGGAGUGCUAAGGUGAGCCUGGCUUUUGGGAAGAGUGCAUUAGGGACUUUAUGCCUUACACGGUUGGCUUCUAAUGAUGCACUCUUUCUUUCAUUUUGUGUUCCUUCCCACCUUUGUUGUGCCCCUGAUAGACUGAAGUAUUCACAAACAUGAAUGUGAUGAGAGGUUCCUUUUUCCUCUCCAUUUCAAACAAACAGUUUGAAACUGCUUCCAUCAAAGUGCAUGGAGCGAAUGAUGGUUUUCUGCAGGAGUACAAAGUUUUCCAAUGGCAACAAUUUUUAUUUUCAUAAAUUUACUGCCAUGCAGGGUAAAUUCAUUCACACUCACACUGGGGUAUCUGUCAUGUUGAUGUGCCCAAAAGCAUAGAAUCAAAGCAUAAUUGGAGGAUGAAUUGAUGGACAAUGAUCACAGAAGAAAUGCAGUGAGUAAGGAGGUAGCUUGGCACUGAUUCACACGUGUU
Messenger RNA from Darwinula stevensoni, 5515 nucleotides. NCBI's taxonomy places the organism in Eukaryota, Metazoa, Arthropoda, Ostracoda, Podocopida, Darwinulidae. The record is from the annotation of a GenBank genome assembly.